GCGGAGAUGGAGACGUAGAGUAAGAUGGCGAUGCCCGGGUGAAAGUCGUGUAUGUUAGUGACGCGUGUGUAUUUAUUUCAAGUGUGUAUAUAAUCAGUUAAAAGAUAACUUUUAAUGAACCGUUAAGUUCACAAUGGACUUGUACUUCAGGAUUAUAUAGUGCUAGUUUCUGGUGCACACAACGAGGCAGUGUGAUCUUAAUUACAGUGCUGUCUCAUCAUUGAUCAUUUGCUAAAGAUGAAUCCUAAAUUAUAGAAACAUUUUGUUAGCUGCAGUAAGUGUACUACAUUCAAACGAGGUAGAUAACAUAGUGAUGCAAUAAUUUGAUAAGGUAUCCAGACAGUGUUUUUGUUCGACUCGAAUAUCCGUGUAAUCUCACUUACAGAAUUAAGUAGUCUCCGAAUUGUUAAAUACACAUUUCUUUACAUAAUGGAGCAAGAUCAACAACAGAUGCGAAAUUUGCGUGAUUUUCUCCUGGUCUACAACAAGAUGACCGAUAUCUGCUUCAGCCGCUGUGCGAGUAACCUGAGUUAUAGGACGCUCACCAUGGAUGAGGAGAGCUGCCUGGAUAGCUGUGCUGGGAAGCUCAUUCGUUCCAAUCAUCGUCUGAUGGGAGCUUACGUGAAGCUAAUGCCGACCAUCGUGCAACGUAGACUGGCUGAGUAUGAGAAAAAGGCUGGAGAAUUACCACAGGCUGCAGAGGGUACCUCUCUGCCCGACUCGAAUGCCCCACUGCCCAUCCAGCAGAGUAACCUCCAACCUGCAGACACAAACCAACAGGCUCCUAUCACACCUCCAUCAGAAGUGACUGCAUCCCCUGGGAGCUAGAAAACAGGCACGACUGUCCUGCACAACAGCCCAGGACAAAUGGGUUCUGCAGAUCGUGCGCAGGCCUGCCAAAGUGACGUGUAAUCAGGACUCCACCGUUAGAAAGACAGUGCCUUUAAGCCCAAGGCUGUCUCUGUUUUUCCAAUCCUUUUGUCCCUCUGUUUGUUUGCAAGUUAUGUUAUCAGUGGAAAUGUAAACAGUAAUGCUUCAAGUAAAGGUGGACUAUUUCAGAUACCUCAUUGGCUAUAAAGUAGUGAUGGGCAAUGAAAUGAAAAAUAUUAAGUACGAUGUCAAGCUGAAUUUUGUAUUAUUUUGAGAUGUGUUUUGAUGUCUGAACAGUUUAUAUGAUGUCUAUCCCGUUUAUAAUACCGAAAGUUCACAUUUAAACCAUGUUGAUGAAUACAUUAAUACUCGCAUAAGUAAUCACAUACACAAAAUUCAAUGAAAUGCUGACGCGUGCGCAUCUCUCAAAAUAAUACAAAAUUCUGCAGGACACCAGACACACCAAUAAUAGUGCCAAACUUAAUGCAGCAUGCAAAUAGCGUUUGGUACCUAAAGACCAAUCAAUGGACUACAAUGGUUAAAUAAUACUUUAGUGU
Messenger RNA from Acipenser ruthenus (sterlet), 1427 nucleotides. Its product is annotated as mitochondrial import inner membrane translocase subunit Tim10 B-like. The transcript has 3 exons. Lineage: Eukaryota; Metazoa; Chordata; Actinopteri; Acipenseriformes; Acipenseridae. The coding region runs from base 430 to 828 and encodes 132 amino acids. The record is from RefSeq and is a predicted model, not a curated record. Gene Ontology annotation, cellular component: mitochondrial intermembrane space chaperone complex.